AUGCGCAGCGUCUUCUUCGUCGUGCACUCCCAUUCUUCCUCUGUCACUCCUUGCCUCGCCGCGCCGGUCAUUGUGUUGCCGGUGGUCUUGCCUGCCUCCUCCCUUCAUCGUCGCGCCAGUGCUCGCGCCUGCCGCUUGUGGUUGGCGUUCUUGGUCGCACCUCCUCCCGUCGCGCCUCCUCCCGUCGCGCCUCCUCCCGUCGCGCCUCCUCCCGUCGUCGUGCCAGUGCUCGCGCCUCCUUUGUAUCUUCAUCUUCAUCCACCACUCCAGAUCCGCCGCUCCAGAUCCGCCGCUCCAGAUCCGCCGCUCCAGAUCCGCCGCUCCAGAUCCACCGCUCCAGAUCACCGCCGCUGCCUCUCCACUGCCUCCCCGCUGCGUCCACAACGUCACCGCUGCUGCCUCCCUGCUGUCGUCUCUGUUGCCGCCAUGUCGCGUUGUCCUGGGCUUUUGGAUCUUGUUCUUGGUAUUCUUUUUGGAUCCAGAGACAUUGGAAACACCAUUUUCAAAUAA
This is a messenger RNA of Vigna angularis (adzuki bean), 510 nucleotides long. RefSeq lists its product as uncharacterized. The transcript has a single exon. Lineage: Eukaryota; Viridiplantae; Streptophyta; Magnoliopsida; Fabales; Fabaceae. The record is from RefSeq and is a predicted model, not a curated record. The coding region runs from base 1 to 510 and encodes 169 amino acids.